Molecule: messenger RNA, 7030 nt
Organism: Trichosurus vulpecula (common brushtail)
Lineage: Eukaryota; Metazoa; Chordata; Mammalia; Diprotodontia; Phalangeridae
Gene: GDA
Product: guanine deaminase
Exons: 14
Coding region: 176-1540 (454 amino acids)
Biological process (GO): guanine catabolic process
Cellular component (GO): cytosol
Molecular function (GO): zinc ion binding; guanine deaminase activity
Source: RefSeq, a predicted model, not a curated record
GAGACUUGCAGCUGGGUACAAGAAAAACCCGUGUUGCUUCUGCAGCGUCUGCCCCAGUGUCCAGCCUCGCCAGUCUUCCCUGCGGCUCUAGCAGCCCUUGCGCUCUGUCAGCGCGCACUAAUUCCGCUCCUCCACCCGGGCACCCUCAGUCUCCUGGCCAGCCAGAGCCUCUGCCAUGUGCGCUGCCCACAUGACGCCCCUGGCGCACAUCUUCAAAGGGACUUUCGUCCAUUCCACCUGGACCUCUCCCAUGGAGGUGCUGCACGACCACAUCCUCGGCGUGUGCGACGGUGGCAAAAUAGUGUUUUUGGAACACUCUUCACAGCAAGAAAAACUGGCAACAGAAUGGGGCUUCACACCAGUUGACGUGAGAGAACUCAGCAUUCAUGAAUUCUUCAUUCCCGGACUGGUCGAUACACAUAUCCACGCGCCACAGUAUGUGUUUGCCGGAAGUAAUGUGGAUCUCCCUCUCCUGGAGUGGUUAACAAAUUAUACUUUUCCAACAGAAAACAAAUUCAGCAACAAGGAUUUUGCUGAAGAAGUCUACACCCGAGUGGUUAGGAGAACUCUAAAGAAUGGUACAACCACGGCAUGCUACUUUGGAACGAUCCACACUGACGCAUCCCUCCGCCUUGCUGACAUCACAGAUAAAUUUGGGCAGCGAGCAUUUGUGGGCAAAGUUUGCAUGGAUAUGAAUGACACUGUUCCAGAGUACAAGGAAACCACUGAGGAGUCAGUUAAAGAGACAGAAAGGUUUAUUGACGAAAUGCUAAAAAAGGAAUAUACUAGGGUGAAGCCCGUAGUGACACCACGUUUUGCCCUUUCCUGCUCUGAGACUUUGUUGCAUAAACUUGGUGACAUAGCCAAGGACCACAAACUCCAUAUUCAGAGCCACAUAAGUGAGACUCCCGAUGAAGUUGAAGCUGUUAACAAGCUAUUUCCUAAUUAUAAGAAUUACACAGAUGUGUAUGACAAAAACAAUCUCCUGACAGACAAGACCGUGAUGGCUCAUGGCUGCUACCUCUCUGAUGAAGAGCUCCAAGUAUUUCAACAGCGUGGAGCUUCAAUCUCCCACUGUCCCAAUUCAAAUUUGUCGAUCUCCAGUGGAUUACUAAAUGUGUUGGAUGUCCUGAAACAUAACGUGAAGCUUGGACUGGGCACAGAUGUUGCUGGUGGUUAUUCAUCUUCCAUGCUUGAUGCUAUCAGAAAAACAAUCAUGGUAGCCAACGUCCUUUACAUGAAAAAAGUAAAUGAGAAAAGCAUCACUCUGAAAGAAGUAUUCAGACUAGCAACUCUUGGAGGAAGCCGAGCCUUGGGCCUAGAUGACAUGAUUGGGAACUUUGAAGUUGGCAAGGAGUUUGAUGCCCUCCUGAUCAACCCUAAGGCUUCAGACUCUCCCAUCGAUCUCUUCUGUGGUGAUCUGACUGGUGAGCUUUCAGAGACUGUCAUCCAGAAGUUCUUCUAUCUAGGAGACGAUCGAAAUAUUGAUGAAGUGUAUGUGGGCGGCAAGCAAGUGGUUCCAUUUUCAAGCUCAGUGUAAGUCCACUAGGCUUCUGAAGACAUUCUCCUGGGAUAACUGAUGAUUCUGCAUCUCUCUGUUCAGCCCAGGCAGAGUUGGAAAGUGUUGGUUAAAAUAUAGUACCUUCUUGUUGGGAAUGACUACUAAGUUUCUGUGUCUAAUUAGAGCCUCCACUUGAGAAAUUACUGGAGAGAAGCUAGGGAUCAUUCUAGGUUCCUAGGUUGGGUGGCUUUCAUAUAAUUUUACCCUUUGAGCUAUUGAGAUUUUUUUUGGCCGUGUUCAAAGAUAAAUUUUACUUUAUUAAUUUGAAAUAUUAAAUCAAUUCCAUGGUAAGAAAGACAGAGUUGCUUUUCUCAUAAAAAUGAAUCUUGAGCACACAUGUGAAAAUUUUCAACUACAAAGUUGAAAAUUGCCUAGUGGGGAAAUCUUAAUGAAGAAAGAAGUCUUUAAAAAGAGUGUGAAAAGGAAUGUUGAAGAUCACUUAAAGUUAUUCAUGUUUGAAAAUUACAUGUCGAGCAUACAAAUGUUAAAAGAGACCUUGCAGAACUUUAGAAUGUGAUUUCAGAGCAAGUCUGUGUGCUUGGAAAUUUGCACUUACUGAAAUUUGCACUUCAUAGAUAUUUUGUUAUUGUUCUUUGGCUUUGUUUUUGGAUGAAACUUUUGAAACAAAAUGCUAAAUGCUACAUUAAGAUAGUUUUGUGCUUGUAAAUGUGUGUUGAAAGCUGAAAAAUGACUUUUUAAAGGUCUCUUAGGACUAUUAUUAAUGCACUUAGAUGGCACAAGUAGGAGUAUUUCUAAGUACCUUAAAAACAUCUUAAAUUAUAACCAUGCAGUGUUGUUAUCUAUCAAAAUUAUACUGUGGAAAGAAAAUGGAAACAGAUUGCAUGAAGUAGUGUUAUCUACAGGACUACAAAUUGGAAAUUGCGAAGACAGAGAAGACCAGUGGGCAUCACCAAAUCUAUCUCAUCUCAUCUAAAUAAUGGGAAAACUGUUAUUGAUCAAAGCUUUACCUGGGAAAGAUUCCAUUUAUUAAAGACAAGCUCUAUCCUUACUGUCAGUCACAAUUGAUGAUUUUCAAAGGCUCAUACCAAGCAAUAGCUGGCAUUUUGAAAUACAUCUCAAGCGUUCUUUUAAUAAAUAUCAUUAAAAAGUUCCCCUCUCUCCCCUUAAAGUAGAUUUUGUCUGCUGAAAAUACUCCCCAUUUAUUUUAAUAAAUUUUCAAUCCAAUAGAAUUUAAGUACAACCAAAUAACUUAGAUACUAUGUUAAAAUUCAUCAUAAUCGGAUUUAUUCCAUAUUGAGGGCUAUAGCUGGUUUCUUGUUUGUCCAUUUUUUUUUCCUUUCUUUGUAUCCACAGUGCUUAACGGUGCCCAGCACAUGGAGAAUGCUUAAUAAAUGCUUGUUGAUUGGUUGACUAAUCUUUUAUAUUUAGAAGGAUGCAAAAGCUUUAAGAGCAACUUAUAUAUCACACUUUGCCAUAUCCUAGAAUUUGAAACAAUUUUCGCCCCUGUAGUAAAUCUUUGAGUAUUAUUGUUUAUGGACUAAUUUUAUAAAAGUUAUGGCUAUUUUUCAUACCUGUGCAUUUUGGCCCUGGAAACUACAAUAGCCAGGAAAGAACCAAAACCUCAUCAGUAUUCCAAGUAAGCAAGUACCCAUUUGGGGGACACGUAGGCUAAUUUUGUUUUAUAACCCUUAACAUUGAAAAACUUUGUAUACGUAUACACAACUCAUCAAUAAAAUGUCUCCUAUUUUGGAAAAUUCAUUGAAAUAUAUUCAUAUUAUUCUGCCCAGCCAUCGUGUUUUGUCUGGUUUUAGACUUCCAUCUUCCACAAGUAGUCCAUCUUUUCGCAAGCAGAGACCUUCCUGGAAUGAAUUGUUUCCUCAUCCCACCUUAAAGAUAAAACAUUUUUAGGUCACCAGGUAAACAUGUAGAUAUUGAACAGCUCAGUAAGUCUGUUUUUCCAAAUUUUCAAAGAAGUGAGGUGGAGUUGCCACCACUUCUAAGAGAUGUUUUUGACUCAAGUUCACAUCUUCUUGCUAAAGUUAGUCAGAAAGAUAAGUAGGCUAAUGAGUGCUUAAGGGAGAUGAACAAUCUGUCCUAAGCAGCAGUAGCAUAUUCCUCGCCACUGUUGUUUCUUGUUCACCUCACUUUCCUCUGUCUGAAUUGUAAAUGGAACUUAAAUGUGGAUCAUUGGCUUUCAUCGAUAUUUAGAAUUAGCAUGCAAUCAAGAUAACAAUAUAGUAAAGAAAAAAGGGAGAAAGACAGUGAGUGAGCCUGUUAAGUGUUAAGUUUCUCCCAGAUGGUAUGUUAAGACCAGCAUAGUCUGGUGGAAGGAACACUGGAUUUGGAGUUAGGAGACCUGAAUUUGAAUCUCAGCUUUGCCAUUACUGGGUGGCUCUGGGCAAGUCAUGCCCCUUCUCUGAGCCUCAGUUUCUUCAUUUGUCAUAGAGUAUCGGACAAGAUGAUCUCUGAGAUUCCUUCUAAAACUAUCAUGCUAUGGAGUUGUUUGUUUUUAAAGGAGCCUGCUUGAAAUGUUCAUGUCCUUUGACCUCCCUGCACUCCCAGCACCUGUUUAAUCUUUCUGUUUUAUUUCUCCAAGGAAAGUGUUAUCGUACAUUGCAUCUGCUUGUGUGGCAAGUGAAGUUCUACACUUAGAAACAUUCUUUUCCUAACGUUAGUUAAUUAUAUAAUACUAAAAGCUUUCAUGAAUCAUGGAACGGCAGCACCCUAAGCCAAUCCGAGGUGUCACUUAAUGUUGAAUGUUCCCCUCUCUGACAGAAGCAGGAAAGAGUUGUGACAGUGAUAGUAAGCAUUUUGAAAAAUGCAUACCUGUUGUCACCCCCUACCCAAAUUGCACACCAGCAUAUUGCUGGAGAGUCCCUGACCCUCUUUCUAAUCAGAUAUACAUUUUUCUGGAAUGAUGUUGCUCUCCUAGCCUUACAAAAAUGCUGUUGCAACCAAAGUAUGAAAACAGACUAAAUAGCCAAGACUUCUUUCAUCGUCCAGAAUAAUAACGGAAAAAAACAACAUCCAUAAUAAAAAAAAAUUGAGAGGCUGAAUGGGGCAGUGGAAAGACCGCUGGCCAGGGGGUCAAAGGAGCUCGAAUCUAGAGCUGGAAGGGACCUCAGAAACCAUCCAGUCCAAUUUCUGUCAUGGUUUAGGGAAUAACCUGAGAGAGCUAUAGAGGUUAAGUGACUUGCCUAAGGUCACAUAGUAAGUGUUCAAGGCAGCAUUUGAGCCUAGGUCCUCUGACUCCAGGACCAGUGCUUUUUUCCCCAGUACGUAUUCUUUACAAGAGACCACAUUUCUAGCACUGGCUCUGCCCCUUACUCGUGAGGUUGCCUGGAGCAAGUCACAUCACUUUAAGGAGCUUCAGUUUGGUCAUUUAUAAAAUGAAGAGAUUAGCUCUGUGAUUUUAAAUCUGAUUGUCUUCCCACAUCCCUUUCUACCUUAUCCCCUCCCUCCCAAACCUAAGAUUAAAUUCAGGAGGGCAGAAGAUGGUGGGUUUUUUUUGAAAGUAUAGCUAAGGACAUUUAUUUUUUAAAUUGAUUUGAAAGCAGAUUACAAGGCUUACGAAUGUGAGCUUGAUGUAUAAGAUAGAAAAACUGUCAGUCUCAUUCACCCAAGAAUUGCUUGCGUUUUGCUUAUUACUGCUGUGGGGAAGGAAAAGAAAAAGGUUAAAAGAUAUUUAAAUGUAAAACAGAGUUUCCAUGAAAAAGCACAGAUUUUUUAAAAGCUUUUCAACUUAAGGAGAGUAUGAUUUAUGGCAGACAAAUUGGAAAGAGUACAGAUGCUGUUCUUUUUUUAUAGCCCAUUGAUAGACUGAGCAGAGAAACAGGUGGGGUGAUGAUAAAAUGUUAUGAGUUAUUAAAUUGUUUUUAUGAUUUCAUCAUAUUUGGUCUUCAGCCCUUUCUCUAAGUUUAAAUAUAAUGGAUAUUGCAAUAGAGAAUGCAGGAGCACACUGAAGAGAAAAAGGAAGAACCCUUUGGAUGUACACCCCAACAGUCUCUCUUAUAUAAAUAGAAAUUCCACAGUUAGAACAAAUAGUGGUGGGAGAGUAAUGCUACCUUACAAUCCUCGGUGGUUUUUUUGAAACCACCAGUCAGUCAACAUUGAUGACUGUCUAAAAGAGUUGUGGGGAAAGGACGUGAUUAGGGAUAGGUAAUCUCACAGUGUGUUUUGAAUGUUCACUCCCUCCUGGUUCUUCCUGUUGCCUUCCCCUCCAAGAGUUCUCUCUGGGAUUUUUGUCCCAAAAGGCAGGAUGGCACAUUGUGUUCAUUGCAUACUGUGCUAUCUCUGUCAGAUGCAUCCUAACGGGAAGUCUUUUCUGAGGGCACAGUCUUAAAACCAAUGAUAACUGCCCAAAUUCUGGGAUUUUCCAAAAUGGAGGCUAUUUUCACUUAUAAAGCUCAUAGGAUCUUAGAGGUGGAAAGAACUCUUCUUUUUUCUGUAAUUGGGGUUAUAUGCCUUGCCCAGGGUUACACAGCUAGUAAGUGUCAAGUGUCUGAGGCUGAAUUUGAACUAUGGUCCUCCUGACUCCAGGGCCAGUGUUCUAUAUGAGCACUUAGCUGCCUGAAAGGACCUUUCAAGGCCAUUGAGUCCAACCGUCUUCAUUUCACAGAUAAGGAAACUGAGUCACUUGUGUGACUUGCCCAAGGUCACACAAGUAGUAAGUCACAGAAGCAAGAAUCAAACCCAAGACCUCUGACCUCCAAAGCAGUGUUCCUUCCAUUAUACCACCCUGUCUCCUUAGUAACCAGAGAGUGUUCCAAGACCAGUGACUUCACAUUAUUUUUUAAGCUGAGCCGAGUUAAUUGGUAUAUAAUUGGUGUCUUGUUCAAAGGCUAAGAGCAAGAUUAAAAAGACUCUUUGAUUUAAAUCAAAUGUUAUUUCAGACAGUGGUGAGUUUAAAUAGCUUGGUCCCUGAAUUUGAUGUCUUUAGGGGAAAAGCAUUACAUAAAAACAUAAAUAAAAUUUUUCAAGCCCUAACGGUAAUUAUGAUAAAGAGCUUUCAAAUGUAAUCCCACUCCUCUUCUACCUAUUUAUUCCCCACCCCACCCUUAUUCCCCUUUAUAUCUUGAAUGUUAAAGUCCUGGGUAAGAGAUCUUGGAGGUGAAACUGUUUAAUCUGUUUUCAUGAAGUACAAAAAUUGACCUUUAGAGUCAUUAAUGAAAAGAAAAUAUGUAUUUUAGGAUGUCCUCCCCAUUCCUACUGUGCCCAUGAACACCCAGGUAACUAAGGUGCUUCUUGAUACCUUGGUCAGUGGCAGUAUCUGCCUGUUGCUUUCCUGCUGGAAGAUCUGGUUUUGUAGAUUCUGUCAGAAACUGCUUUUUAAGGGAAACUGCUUAAAAAUGUUGCUUAUCUCUUGAUCGCUGCUCUUAAAUAUUAUGUAUUCUGUGGGAAAAUGGAACUCAAUAUUUGUGUUGAUUUGCUUAUUUCUCUCGUGAGUGUGAGCACCUGUGUGUUUCAAAAACAAAAAUAAAAGUGGUCUUGUGUUUACCUUAAUUAUCA